Aspergillus tanneri is the source of this 1254-nucleotide messenger RNA. RefSeq lists its product as uncharacterized. The coding region runs from base 1 to 1254 and encodes 417 amino acids. The transcript has 3 exons. The record is from RefSeq and is a predicted model, not a curated record. Gene Ontology annotation, biological process: transmembrane transport. Gene Ontology annotation, molecular function: transmembrane transporter activity. Lineage: Eukaryota; Fungi; Ascomycota; Eurotiomycetes; Eurotiales; Aspergillaceae.
AUGUUUCAAGAGGCCAGUUCCUCUGAUUUCGAGAAGGCAUUGAAGCCGCCUGUGAAGCAUGUCGACUUUGAUGGCCCCGAAGACCCUUUGAACCCACUGAAUUGGCCCUUGAAGAAAAGAGCAUACAUAUGUGCCAUCCUAGGCUUCAGCACAAUGGUCGUUGCGUUCGGUAGUAGCAUAUUCUCCCCUGCUAUUCCUGCUUUGACGUAUAUCUAUGGAAUCAGUAGAGAAGUUUGCACUUUGGGCAUUUCCUUAUAUGUAUUUGGAUUUGCUUUUGGUCCUUUGGUUUUUGGUCCCUUCUCAGAACUUAAGGGCAGAUACUUCCCGCUUCUUAUCUCCAUGUUCGGUUUCACGGUCUUCUCGUUUGCAACAGCCGUCUCGAAAGAUGUCCAGUCAUUAUUCAUUCUUCGAUUCUUUACGGGCUUCUUUGGGUCUGGUCCUCUUACACUGGCCGGGCCAGCAUUCGCAGAUAUGUUCUCCCCUCAGCAGCGGGGUGUUCCCAUUGUCAUGUUCUGUUUGAUGGUUUUCAUUGGACCCCUAGCUGCACCAUUCAUUGGGGGUUUUAUUGUUAUGAAUAACUCCUUGGGCUGGCGGUGGACGGCAUACAUUCCCGGGAUUCUGGGGGGAAUCGUUCUGAUUCUCUUGCUGCUCUUCGUCGAAGAGACCUAUCAGCCAGCGAUUCUCACUAAGAAAGCAGACAGAUUGCGUCGGGAGACGGGAGACUGGUCGCUACAUUCGAAACAGGAAGAGAUGCAUGUCGACGUGCACACCAUCGUGACAGAGUAUUUAAGUCUGCCCCUGAAGAUGUUAGUUCAAGAUCCAAUUACUCUCUGCAUGUGCACGUUCGGUGCAUUCGUGUAUGGACUCCUGUACCUCUUCUUGACAGCCUACCCGAUGGUGUUCCAGCUCGUCCAUAGAAUGAAUCUUGGAGUGGGUGGCCUUCCUUACAUCGGUGUGAUUAUUGGACAGCUCUUUGGCGCGGUAGCCAUUGCCGCCACGCAGCCUUGGGUCCUGCACAAGAUGAAAAUGAACGGAGGUAUCAUGAUGCCUGAAUGGCGACUCCCUGUUGCUAUUCCAGGAGCAGUUGCAUUCUCUGGUGGUUUAUUCUGGUUAGGAUGGACAGGGUACAAGUCCAGUAUCCACUGGAUCGUGCCAACAUUAUCUGGGUUGUUGACAGGAUUUGGACUGUUGACGAUGUUCCUGCCUUCGUUGGCUUAUCUGGUUGAAGCUAGAGAUGACAGUUCGAUGGCCUAG